UCUUACGUUUGCUAUGCUAAUUGGUAGUCCGUUGUGCUCGGCCCAUCAGCAACAUAUACAAUUAAUUACUGACGGGGUGAACGAAUAUUGUGACAAGCGAGAAUUAGGAACAGCAACCAUCACAGAAGUAGAAGAAGCAAUAGUGAAAGCAAUCGAGGAAGAACUAGGAGAAAUUAACAAAGAUGCUGCAAUAAAGACACAGCAAUUAAAAUAUGUGAUGGAUGAGGUCGAAAGAAACAUAAAACGCUCACGACGGGCCAUAUCUGACGCAGUGAGUGAUCUUACGAACGCGAAGAAGCAAUUGCAAAGUCUUCUUGUAUCACCUGGUGGUUGGUAUGAAACAAAAUGCGGUGUUUUGUACAAGUUGUUUAAAACAAAUGUGACUUAUGAUGCAGCAAGAGAAGAAUGUGAAAAAAUGGGGGCAACACUUGCAUACGGUCUGAAUAGUUCUGGAUUAAAAAGCGAACUGGUAGCAAAUGUCGUAUCAUCUGGUGGCUUCAAUACUUGGGUGGAAAGACUUGGACCGGAUCCAUGUGGAUGGUUAGAUAGUUCUGAUAACUGGUCUAUUAACGACCAUAAUUGCACGGAAAAGUUCUAUUAUCUUUGUCAAAUGGAAGAAUGAGAAGAUUGAAAACGAUACCUUUGCUGAAUGCUAGGCUGCUUAAUAGGAAAGUUACGAAGCAAUGAGGAAUAUUAGUUGUGCAAUGUUACCUCAUAUUUUAGAAUUUGCAUUCCCAUAACAAAGUCUAAUUUUAGUAUUGUUAUUUUACCCAUUUUAAUACUUUUAAUUGGUUCCAAUUCCAAUACAAUGGAUACACAUAUUUUAAUAAAACUAUUAUGUCAACUCUAAGCUAACUAUAACAGUGUGAGCAUUAUGUGAGCUCUUUUAUACACCUUAAAAACUACAGUGUAUAACUAUUGACUUUCAAAAUCAACAAAUUUUUUGAUAUUGCCAAAUGAAUACUUCAGGUUGGUAUGUGGUAUUAUUUUAUCUGUUGAAAACAAGUAACCCUAAAUCGUUUUCGCUCAUUAUAGUCUGGACCUGUAUUAAUAAAAUUAUAUGAUCAAGUAUAAAAAAUAAUA
This is a messenger RNA of Styela clava, 1083 nucleotides long. RefSeq lists its product as uncharacterized. NCBI's taxonomy places the organism in Eukaryota, Metazoa, Chordata, Ascidiacea, Stolidobranchia, Styelidae. The record is from RefSeq and is a predicted model, not a curated record.